This is a messenger RNA of Betta splendens (Siamese fighting fish), 4573 nucleotides long. Its product is annotated as deleted in malignant brain tumors 1 protein-like. The transcript has 16 exons. The record is from RefSeq and is a predicted model, not a curated record. NCBI's taxonomy places the organism in Eukaryota, Metazoa, Chordata, Actinopteri, Anabantiformes, Osphronemidae. Gene Ontology annotation, cellular component: membrane. Bases 857 to 4372 code for a protein of 1171 amino acids.
GUAACAGUUCAGAUUAAUAAAUUAAAGCCAUGACUGAUAAAAAAUAAAGGUUAUUUAUGUGUUACUGUGAUGAACCAAUAGAACAAAGAGGAAGUUUUAAAAGGGCAUACAAGCAGCAAAUUAUGAAAUCAGUUAUCUGUACAAACGUUUGGCUGUGCUAGACAAUUUAAAAUGCUGAGUGGACAAUUAAGUUCGGCAACAGCACAAAGGGUACAUCCUAGUACUGUAAUUCUGUAAAAUAAAACAAUAGUUAAAAAGAAGUAAAAAGCACAGUUUGCAAACUAAUUUACUUUUUAAUUAUAAAUACUUAGACUUCUUAGAAAAUCUGGUAUAAUUUACUAUCCUGGUACAAACUUUAUUUUAUUACGCAAACACCAUAACCAACAAGCAGCAAAUUAGGAAAUCAGAUAUCUGUACAAACGUUUGGCUGUGCCAGGCAAUUUAAAAUGCUGAAUGGACACUUAAGUUAGGCAACAGCACGUAGGGUACAUCCUAAUACUGUAAUUCUAUAAAUAAAAUAGAAAUUAAAGGAAUAGUUAAAAAGAAUUAAAAAGCACAGUUUGCAAACUAAUUUACUUUUUAAUUAUAAAUAAUUACAAAGAAAAUCUGGUGUAAUCUACUAUCCUCCUGGUACAAACUUCCUUUUCUUACGCAAACACCAAUCACCAACUUAUUAUGUUAGUGAUGGUUGGUGGUGAUGCUGUCAAUGGAUUGGGGUUUUGCAACAGGAAGUGUGCACAGUCUAAAACUAUGAGGGCGUGUGAGUAAUGGUUCCAGUCAGAAAGAAAAAAGAAAUCUCACUGGACUGAUAUCUACUGGAUCUUAUUCAGCUUUUGCAUAUUUCUGAAGACCCAUUAUGAGUUUCCUUCCUGCUGAAAAACUAGUGCUUGUUCUACAUUUAACCAUAGUUCUGCUGAUCCUACCAACACUUACAGAUGCUGGAGUCGUCUGUUUAGAAAACUUAAGGGUUGUCAACGGAAGCAAUCGGUGUAAUGGCAGAGUGGAAGUCUUCCACAAUUGGCAAUGGAGGCGGGUGUGCAGCAGUGACUGGGGCAAGGAGGAAGCAGAGAUACUGUGCAGAGAAUUGAACUGCGGUUCUCCUAGCAAUGCGACUGCAGCACAGACGUUUGGAGAAGCUCAUGACCUGCCUGGAGUCAAGACCAAUUGCUUUGGAAACGAGAGCUCCUUUUCACAGUGCACCUUUCAAGAAUUCAAGGAAGACUGUAUUGAUGCUACAGUUUUCUGUACAAACAGUAAACCAGUCCGUCUAAAGAAUGGGACCCAUCGAUGCUCUGGGCGGGUGGAGGUCUACCACAACGGACAGUGGGGAACUGUUUGUGACGACAGAUGGGACAUGCAGGAUGCAGUGGUUGUUUGUCGACAGAUGAAUUGCGGGAACCCGGUCGCAGUCAAGGACCAAGCCCACUUUGGCACAGGUCAGGAUCAGAUGUGGUUGGAUGACAUUGACUGUAUUGGUAAUGAAAGUAGCCUGACUGACUGCCCACAUGGAGGCCUCGGACAACAUGACUGCGACCACUCUGAAGAUGCAGGUGUUAUAUGCUCAGAAAAUGUCAGACUGCUUGAUGGACCCAACUUGUGCUCUGGCAGACUGGAGGUCUUCCACAACGAUACAUGGGGGAGGAUCUGUUCAAAUAACUGGAGCAGCAAAGAGGCUGCAAUGGUGUGUAAAGAACUCAACUGUGGCACUCCCAAAGAAACCCAAGAGAGCUUUGGCGCUGGUAGCAGCGAGCUGGGAAAUUAUACGAGCACAUGCUCUGACAGUGUGAGCUCCAUUGCCCAGUGCACACUUCAACAGCACUCAGGAACAUGCAACAGUGUUUUUGUGUCGUGUGCAGAGCUGAAGCUUGUGAAUGGCCCAAACCGCUGCUCCGGCAGGGUGGAGAUUCUGCAUGACGGCCAGUGGGGAACGGUGUGCCACGAUGACUUUGACAUGAGAGACGCCCAGGUGGUGUGCAGGACCAUGGACUGUGGGUCACCUCAGACCAUCAAACACAGAGCGUUCUUCGGUGAAGGUGAAGGAGAGAUAUGGCUGGAUGAUGUAAACUGCUCCGGCAAUGAGACAUCUCUUGUGCACUGCCAACACCGGCCCUUUGGAGAGCGUAACUGUGGCCAUGGAGAGGACGUUGGUGUGAUAUGUUCAGAUUCCAUUCGAAUGCUUAAUGGCACUGACCAUUGCUCGGGCCGGGUGGAGGUCCACUACAAUGGUCACUGGUCACCAGCGUAUAACUUCAACUGGGGAAUGAACGAAGCCCGAGUGGUGUGUCGAGAAAUUAACUGUGGCGAUCCUGUUCAGGCCGCAGGCUUGUUUGGUGAGAGUGGAGAUUUGAGGGGGUAUAAAAUUAGCUGCAGUGGAGCGGAGAGGUUGCUGACACAGUGCACACUCAGAGACUACAACAGAACCAGCAGUGACCAAAUUCAAGAUGCAACAGUCCAAUGUUCAGGCAAUGUGAAAUUAUCCAAUGGGCCGACUCGCUGUGCUGGAACAGUGGAGCUGUACGACAAAGGCCAGUGGGGCACUUUGUGCUCUGAUACCUGGGAUAUGAAAGAUGCAGAAGUGGUGUGCAGGCAGCUGGACUGUGGAAAAGCUCAUAAAAUUAGUACCAACUAUAUGUCUGGGCAAACCGGACAAUUUGAAUGUAAUGGACAAGAGGUUGCGUUGUCACAGUGCCCACAAAGAUCUUUACAAGACAGAGACAGAACUUGCAAUAUAACUUCAGCUGCCAGUGUUGUCUGCACAGAAAAUCUGGAGUUGCGGCUGGUUAAUGAUGAGAAUGAGUGCUCUGGCAGAGUAGAGGUCCGACAUGGUGCGGACUGGAAAACUGUGUGUGACACAGACUGGACCAUGAAGAAGGCUGAGGUUGUGUGUGAGCUGCUGGAGUGUGGCCACGCCGUUAAUGCAACCGGUGCUGCUGCAUUCGGCCAAGGCAGCGGGUCAGUGGUGGACACCAAGGAUUCCUGUUUUGACAAUGUGACGGCUCUGCAGCAAUGCUCGGUCAAAGGUUUCACAGCGGGAACAUGUGGGCAUGAACACGACGCUGGUGUUCUCUGUUCUGGUGAGUAUGCACAGAUGAUAUCCUCUGGGUGGAUGCCAAUUCUGAAAAUUGUAUGUGUUUCUCAUGCAGCACAGCUCCGUUUGAUAAGCACUUUCAGCCAAUGCGCCGGCAGAGUGGAGAUCCUCCAUAAAGGCCAGUGGGGGACUGUGUGUGAUGAUGAGUGGGAGAUGAGCAACGCCUACGUGGUGUGCAAGCAGCUCGGCUGUGGCAAUGCAGUGUUUGCUCCCAAGUCUGCUUACUUUGGUGAAGGCACUGGACCGAUAUGGCUCGACGACGUGGAAUGUUCGGGUCAAGAGGCCACUCUCAUGCACUGCAAGCAUCACGGGUUUGGAGCAAAUAACUGUGGGCACAGUGAAGAUGCUGGUGUCAUCUGUUUAGGUUCUCUAGACAAGCCCCAGAUCACCUUGAGUCCUGGUCCGGAGGUGAACUGGGGCAACAAAGUUGAAAUCACCUGCACUAUAGGAAAAGAGCACUUAGGUGGAACAUUUGUCCUGAGAAAGACACAAGAAUCCACCAAAUUGGAGAUGUUCUCUGAACAUGAAGCUGCUACCUUCAUCUUUUCUAAAGUGAACUUCAACCACACAGGAUCGUACUUCUGUGAAUAUCACAAGAAACUGCCAAAUGAAGUCACUCAAUCAAUCCCCUACCCUGAGGGAAACAUUGUUAAUCUUUCUGUCACAGUGAAACUGGAGAAGCCCAGCAUCUCCCUGACGUCUCCUCAGGCCAUGAUGAUCUACAGCCCAGACAAGAUAUCUGUCACCCAGGGAAGCAGCUUCUCCAUCACCUGCUGGACUCAUUCCACAUAUGGGAAAGGCGUUUUCCACCUGAUGAGGUCUGACAAGCAAAUGAGUGAAACUCAGCCGGCGUUCACUCACUUAAUUUUCAGUGAGGCCAACUUUGACUUUCCGAAGAUAGGCUAUAAACACCAAGGAGAGUACACCUGUGUCUACAAUGUUAACAUCUCCUCAUCGCCAUUCUGCUCUGCUCCUUCCAAGACUCUCCAAGUCACUGUACAGGCCCCGUCAUCCUCAACUGUCGGAGGAGUUGUCGGAGGUGUUGUGGUCCUGCUGGUAGUGCUGGUUAUAGGAUACCUGGUCUGGAGAAAUAGAUGGUGUGUUGCUGGUACAACAAUUCAGUUUCGAAACAGGCUCGCAGCAGCAAUCAAGCCAAGCGAUGGACGUCGCAAUACAGAAUCUAACAAUCAAGAUACGAGCAACACGGAUGAGAGCACCCCCGAAGACGUGGCUGGGAAAGUGUGCUAUGAGCUCGAACCACUUGUUUGUACAGGGCAUAAAUGAAACACGACCCAAAGAAAAAUACUGACUGUUUCAUGCAUUGUGUAAAGUAUAUUUCUAAAUAGUUAAACAGUGCUUUUCUUUCUGAAAAAAAUAAGGAAAUUUCUAAGUCACCCAAAACUUUUGAAUGGUAGUGUAUGUCUCCUUCCUUGAGAUUGAGAAUGGCACGUGUGGACAUGAAUGUAAAUAAAACUGCCAAUCGUU